GAAAAUGAAAUUGAACAAUUCAAGUGAAUUAGUAAUUUAUUUUGUGGAGCUGCACGUUUCCACUGUUCGAGCUGAUUAACCAUUUCUACUUCUAUCAAUUACUACCAUUUUUAAUUGUUGCGCAGCACAAGCAGCCGCCGCCACAGAAAAAACUGAAAAAAGAAAAGAAAAGAAAAAACUCGUAAAUUAAUAGGAAGAGAUACACAAACUGUGUAAUUCCUCUUGCUCAGACAACAUCAGAUGGCUUCAUCUGCUGUAGCUCCGACCUCCUCAUUCCUCGUGGACAAGAAAGAUGUGGGCUUUUCAGCUGUAUGCACCCAACCUUCAUUUCCAUGUUCCGCGCAGCUCUCCAAGAGAAGGGUUUCGAGAAAAAUAGUUUCUGUAAUGGCGCCCCAGCAAUCCGAGCGCAAACCGUCGACGACGGGGGCGGUUAAGACUGGGAUGACCAUGACUGAGAAGAUAUUGGCGAGAGCUUCGGAGAAAUCCCAAUUGGUUCCCGGUGAGAAUGCGUGGGUCAAUGUGGAUAUUUUGAUGACACAUGAUGUUUGUGGCCCUGGUUCCAUUGGGAUUUUCAAGAAGGAAUUCGGCCAAAAUGCAAAGGUCUGGGACCGUGAAAAAGUUGUUAUCAUUCCUGAUCAUUACAUCUUCACAACUGAUGAACGAGCAAAUCGCAAUGUAGACAUCUUGAGGGAUUUCUGUAAUGAACAAAACAUUAAGUACUUCUACGAUAUUAAAGAUCUUGGAAAUUUCAAGGCUAAUCCUGAUUACAAAGGUGUGUGCCAUGUUGCGCUUGCCCAAGAAGGCCAUUGCCGACCUGGAGAGGUCCUGCUGGGUACCGACUCUCACACAUGUACUGCUGGAGCAUUUGGUCAGUUUGCUACUGGAAUUGGAAACACUGAUGCCGGUUUCGUAUUGGGUACUGGAAAGCUUUUGCUUAAGGUGCCUCCAACAUUGAGAUUUGUAAUGGAUGGUGAAAUGCCCGACUAUCUGCUCGCAAAAGAUUUAAUUUUGCAAAUUAUUGGUGAAAUUUCAGUUGCUGGCGCGACAUACAAAGCAAUGGAAUUUGUUGGUUCAACUGUUGAGAGUUUGACGAUGGAAGAGAGAAUGACACUGUGCAACAUGGUAGUCGAAGCUGGGGGAAAGAAUGGUGUCGUCCCUGCUGAUAGUACCACAUAUAAGUACCUUGAGGACAAGACAUCUUUGCCAUUUGAACCAGUGUUUAGCGAUGGAGGAGCAAGGUUUCUUCAAGAGUACCGAUUUGACAUUUCAAAGCUCGAGCCUUUGGUGGCUAAGCCUCAUUCUCCCGACAAUCGUGCUUUAGCCCGAGAGUGCAAAGAUGUGAAAAUAGACAGGGUAUAUAUUGGAUCUUGUACUGGUGGGAAAACAGAAGAUUUCAUGGCUGCUGCUAAAGUAUUUCUUGCUUCGGGUAAAAAGGUCAAAGUCCCGACCUUCCUAGUUCCAGCUACGCAGAAGGUCUGGAUGGAUGUAUAUAGCCUUCCGGUCCCAGGAUCCGGUGGGAAAACUUGCUCACAGAUAUUUGAGGAAGCUGGAUGCGAUACACCCGCAAGCCCUAGUUGCGGUGCUUGUUUGGGAGGACCAAGAGACACGUAUGCACGCAUGAAUGAACCUCAGGUGUGUGUUUCGACCACAAACAGGAAUUUCCCUGGCCGUAUGGGCCAUAAAGAAGGGCAGAUCUAUCUAGCUUCUCCGUACACAGCUGCUGCAUCUGCGUUGACUGGUUUCGUCACAGACCCACGGGAAUUUCUACAGUAAGAUUUUCGCAAACGAGCUCUACCUUUCUGAAUGCUGCUUCUGAGAUGAUCCACCUCAAGCUCUACUUUUCUAAAUGCUGCCAUUGCCGAUUCACAUGUUGUGAUGUGUUAGAACUUGUAAUGUCGAUGUAACGAGAGAAACGAACUUUUUAGAGCCUUCUACGUCCGUAAUUGUAAUAAACAGAUCUCAAAGAAGUUAGUCUUGAUGUAGCUGCUGUUGUUUAGCAAUUGCUAGAUUGAGUGUAAGAAACAGUGGUGCCUUAAGAUUAUUGUCUGUGUGCUGGAAUUUAUUUUUGAAUUUGUUUGGAUGA
Messenger RNA from Salvia miltiorrhiza (redroot sage), 2083 nucleotides. RefSeq names its product 3-isopropylmalate dehydratase large subunit, chloroplastic-like. Gene Ontology annotation, molecular function: 3-isopropylmalate dehydratase activity; 4 iron, 4 sulfur cluster binding. Gene Ontology annotation, biological process: amino acid biosynthetic process. The record is from RefSeq and is a predicted model, not a curated record. The coding region runs from base 241 to 1773 and encodes 510 amino acids. NCBI's taxonomy places the organism in Eukaryota, Viridiplantae, Streptophyta, Magnoliopsida, Lamiales, Lamiaceae. The transcript has 15 exons.